Beta vulgaris subsp. vulgaris (sugar beet) is the source of this 2438-nucleotide messenger RNA. Its product is annotated as protein FAF-like, chloroplastic. The coding region runs from base 399 to 2072 and encodes 557 amino acids. The transcript has 2 exons. The record is from RefSeq and is a predicted model, not a curated record. NCBI's taxonomy places the organism in Eukaryota, Viridiplantae, Streptophyta, Magnoliopsida, Caryophyllales, Amaranthaceae.
UAUAUUAUUAAAUUACAAUUAAGGAGCAAUUUAAACUAAACAAAAUUGGAAAGAGAAAAAGGUAAAGCUUUGGCCUUAUGUGGGUCCCAAAUUAAACCUUUAUAUGCACUACAAAUACCUCUUCCCCCCUUCCUAAUUCUCACUCACUUCACCUCCACAACAAUUAAACCAACCACCACCAAAUUCAGACUCAAAAAUCAGAGCAAAAACAAAAAAAACAAAAAAAAAAACAGAGUAAGAGAGAGAAAAACAGAGAUUUCUUGUUGUUUUUGUUACAUCAUAUUGAAGUAAAAGAAAACUAUAAGGAAAAUUCAGAAAAUUUAUUUAUUUGGGUUAUUCUAUCUCUCUCUAUUUCUCUGCAUCUGAAGUAGUUGCAGAAGAGGAAGAGGAGGGAGAAAAUGUCAGCAGAGUGGCUUAACAACAACAGCUGCCUUUAUAAAAUGAAUGAAGAUGAUUUACCCAAAAACCCAGUUCAAAAACAGGGCAUAGUUUCAAUACUUAGCUCUGAUUUUAACUCCUCCAAAAAAAUUAUAGCACCCCAUAAUUGUAGUGUUUCUAUUAGAAGAACACUUUCAGCUGAUAUGUCCUCCCCAAAAUGGCUUCAAACAAAUGGUUUCCCUCAUUCCUCUAUUAAAAGGGUUCAAUCUUCUGAACAAUUGUUAGCUUUAGGUGAACAAGAUAAUAAUGUCAAUGAUCAUGAUCAUGAUCAUGAUGAUAAGACUAAAGGGCCUGCAUUUGAAGAUAUUUGGAGUACAAUCCAAGCUGAUAAGAGGAGUUGGGGAGCAAUUCUUUCUCCUCCUAAGAACAAUGAUGGUUGUUCAGGGUCUGAGUCGGGUCUGGGUCUGGUUCCUGCACCGUACGUUCACCCUUUGGCGAAACGUACGGCGAGCUCUUUGAGUGAAAAGAGCCUUGAGAUUUGUACCGAGAGUCUCGGGUCGGAGACUGGGUCAGAUGUGUUCUCGUACCCAGCCUCCGAGUCCGAGGACUCGGAUAAGGAACUAGAAGUGCAAGAGCAAGGGCAAGGGCAAGAGCAAGAGCAAGAGCAACAACAAGAUCAAGUAGAAGUGAAAGAUUAUAAUAUGGAAGUGGGUAAUUUUAAGUACAACAAUUACUAUAGGGGUCCCACUAGUAAGAGGUCAAUGAUGGUCCCUCCUACAAGGCCUUCAUUCCCUCCUCCACUUCCUUCAUUGGCUCACCGAGAUGAUGGCUCUAACCUCCACAUAAGGUCCCACCGCCAAGACGGCCGCCUUGUCGUCGAAGCGGUCUCCGUACCUUCCCCCAAUUGCUUCCGCGCUCAACGCCAAGACGGCCGCCUUCUCCUCACUCUCACUAGUGAUGAAGAGCAAGAACAAGAGCAUGAGGAUGCUAUAGAUGAUGAUGAUGAGGAGGAGGAUGUUGUAAAAGGAGGAGAAAUAGAAGGUUUGAUCAAGGAACAAGUUAAAGAGAAGUUAGCAAUACCAACAAGGGGAGUGAUCAAUGUGCCAAAAUCAUGCACAUCUCUUACAAUGAGCAAGCUUAUGGAGUUAACAAGCACUCGAAACAAGUCUACAUGGCCUCGCAACUACAACACUACAACAAUCAAAACACUCGACGAAAAUAACCAUGAAAUAGAAGAAGAAGACACCGAGUUGGCAAUGACGACGACAACAACAACAACAACAACGACACAAUCAUUGCCGCCUCGGCCUAAGGUGAGCACAGCUACCGCCGCUGCAGUUGCGCUUAACGCGUACGAGUACUACUGGCGACGGAGCGACAGUCCGGCAGCAGCAGCGGUAGCUAUGCUGAAACCACUUGCGGGGAAGCAGCAACAGAAUAAUAAAAAAUGUGCCCCGCAAGUGGAAAAAGAUACUAAAAAGAAUAUAAACAAGUCACUUUUUGCCGCCCAUAACAAAAAGGGUGUAGCAUUAGCACAAGAAGAAGUGGUACUAGUGAAAGCUGCAAGAAGAGAAGGAGGAGUAAGCAACAACGGUGAAAAGGGAGAGUAUCUAGUUCCCUUGAUGCUAAGAGGCUGUAAAGAACACAAGAGGUCACUCUUGUUUUGGGAGCCUUAUUGCAUUGCUACCUCCUAAAAAAUUUUAACAUUUUCACCAUCACUAAAUUAAUCACUUCUUAUUCCAUCAUAAUUAAGUUCAUUACUACAUAAUCUUAGUUUAAUUUAUUGCAUAUUUGCAUGGUCUCCUUUCAUUUAGUUGUAAGUUUCACUUGAAUGUGACUUGCCAAAAAUUAGGAUUUUUAGGGUAUCUAUCUUAUCUAGUUGAUGAAUAAAUGCAAAAAUUGUGUAAAGGAGGAGAAUUUGGAUUUACAUAUUACUACUACGUAUCUUCUUAUGUACUAUUAGUCUAUAAUAGUAGUAUGUAUUCAUUCUCUUAUUCUAUGAUUUGAUGAGAUUAUUUGAGGCUUGGACAAAUAUAAAAAGUGAGAUGAUAUUUUCUUUC